Messenger RNA from Arabidopsis lyrata subsp. lyrata, 479 nucleotides. RefSeq names its product metal tolerance protein 9-like. The record is from RefSeq and is a predicted model, not a curated record. NCBI's taxonomy places the organism in Eukaryota, Viridiplantae, Streptophyta, Magnoliopsida, Brassicales, Brassicaceae. The coding region runs from base 121 to 447 and encodes 108 amino acids. The transcript has 2 exons.
UACAUACGUGGCCUUUUUGGCCAACACCUAAAGUUCCAAAAAAGGGGCCAAAAAAUAAGCAACAAGUUUUGAUUCUCUCGUAACUUCCCCCAAAAAUCAGCAGAGCGAGAGCGAUCGGUUAUGGCGGCGACGGAGCAUCACGGCCUCAGUGGAGGAGACUACAAUGUCGACCUUUUACCAAUUGACGAAGACGAUUCGCCACCAUCUUCAUGGCGUCUCAGCCUCGACACAUUUCGCCUCCCUUCUUCUUCUCCGUUAUCAUCUGGCCGCCACAACGGCCGUACUCGCUUGUCUCGUUAUCUCCGGACUCCGAAAAAGGAACGCAAAGUCUCUGAGUACUACAAGCAGCAAGAGAAGCUCCUGGAGGGUUUCAAUGAGAUGGAGUCAAUUAACGAAACUGGUUUUGUAUCUGGAGCUCCAACUGAGGUACCACUCUUGCUUUCUUAAUUUAGGCUUCUUCUGAAAAUCUUUCACUUAGA